Messenger RNA from Tachysurus vachellii, 1149 nucleotides. RefSeq names its product overexpressed in colon carcinoma 1 protein. The record is from RefSeq and is a predicted model, not a curated record. The transcript has 6 exons. NCBI's taxonomy places the organism in Eukaryota, Metazoa, Chordata, Actinopteri, Siluriformes, Bagridae. The coding region runs from base 165 to 353 and encodes 62 amino acids.
GUUCCAGGCUGAGAAAGAGCAAGUGAGCCAGGGAAUUGGUGUGGCACAGAAGUGCUGUCCUCCAUUCAUUCUUCCUUCCUUCUUAAGCAUUUCCCUGGACUUCUCUUUCUCUUACUGUUGAUCUUUCUUUCCACUCUGCUGUUCUUUGAGCAGGGCAGUCUGGGAUGGGUUGUGGUAAUUCCUCUGCCACUAGCACCACAGCGGGAGGUCCUGGAGAGGCUGCGAAAGAUGUGACAGAAGAUCCGACACAAGAUGAUGAGAAAAGAAGGAAUUAUGGAGGAGUGUAUGUGGGGCUACCUACAGAUAUGACCACUGUAGCAAGCAGUCAGUCCAAGUCCACACGGAAAGACUAGCCUAUUAGAGAAACAGAGCAACUAGAAUCCAACUUACAGUUGAAUAUCUAUAGAAGGAGUUUUCUUGGACCAAAAAAAUAGACACCAAAAAUGACCUCUGUGUGACGUACAGUAUAUGGUCCUGUAUAAAAUGGAGCUAUGUGACUCUCCUCUGGGGUUCCACCUGUAUGGAAACUGUCUCUCUCUGAGCACAUCUAUGAACUGGGUUUAAAAGAGGCUGUUCUUGGAAAACAAAUGAAAGGAGCCCGUGAUGUUUAAAUGGCUCUGAAGCCAAAGCGCCAUUUGUAACUAAGGAACACAUUAACCGCAACGAAGGCAUGUCAAACACUCAGACCUCAGACCUCAGACCCGAAUCUGCAAUAAAGGACUAACCUGCAUCUUAGCCUGCAUCUAAGCUCCAGUGUGAGACACCACGGUCAUAAUAAAACCAGUGAAACACACAUCAUUUCACAGUAUGUAGUAAAGUUCCAUCCAUGCGCUCAAGUCCAGUGUGAUGCAGCAGUGUCCAACAAACUAACUGUGUUCAUCACAUCCAUCAGUAAACUAACCCUAAAUUAACACAUUUAACCUCAUGUACUAUGUUACUUGAUACAGAGCAAAAUAGCUCAGCUCUGAACUAGGAGGUACUGGGAAAAACUAAUUCUUAGUGGCCUUUAUAUUUAGUUAUAUUUAGCUAAUUUUAUGUCAUUACUGUACAUUACAUGUAAGUUCAUUGCCUUUAUUUAAGAUUGUGUAUAUUGUAAAAAGGUUACUUAAUUAUUGCUUGCACAAGUCUCUUUAUGUACACUAUACUGUA